AGCCAUUUUAACAAUGUUAGGAGCUGUGGGACGCUGCUGCACCGGGGCUUUGCAGGCUCUGAAGCCCGGGGUUACACCCCUGAAGGCUCUUACUGGAUCUCCAGCAGCGUUAUUUUCUCGUAGAGAUUAUGCAGCACCGGCCGCAGCUGCCGCCGCCGCCACCGGGCGUAUCGUCGCGGUCAUCGGUGCCGUCGUCGACGUUCAGUUCGAUGAAGGCCUGCCCCCCAUUCUCAAUGCCCUGGAAGUGACCGGCCGCGACACCAGGCUAGUCCUGGAAGUCGCUCAGCAUCUGGGUGAGAACACAGUGCGUACCAUUGCUAUGGACGGUACCGAGGGUCUGGUGCGUGGUCAGAAGGUUCUGGACACUGGAGCCCCCAUCAGAAUCCCCGUGGGCCCUGAGACCCUGGGCAGGAUCAUGAAUGUCAUUGGAGAGCCAAUCGACGAGAGAGGACCAAUCACAACAAAACAGACUGCCCCUAUCCACGCAGAAGCCCCUGAGUUCACUGACAUGAGUGUGGAGCAGGAGAUUCUGGUGACAGGAAUCAAGGUGGUCGACCUGCUCGCCCCCUACGCCAAGGGAGGCAAGAUCGGUCUGUUCGGUGGAGCCGGUGUGGGCAAGACUGUGUUGAUUAUGGAGCUGAUCAACAACGUGGCCAAGGCCCAUGGUGGUUACUCUGUGUUUGCCGGUGUGGGUGAGAGGACCCGUGAGGGUAACGAUCUCUACCAUGAGAUGAUUGAGUCCGGUGUCAUCAACCUGAAGGACAACACCUCCAAGGUGGCGCUGGUGUACGGGCAGAUGAACGAGCCCCCCGGCGCCCGUGCCCGUGUGGCUCUGACUGGACUCACCGUCGCCGAAUAUUUCCGUGACCAGGAAGGACAGGACGUGCUGCUCUUCAUCGACAACAUCUUCCGCUUCACCCAGGCUGGUUCAGAGGUGUCUGCCCUGCUGGGUCGUAUCCCAUCUGCUGUAGGAUACCAGCCAACCCUGGCCACUGACAUGGGUACCAUGCAGGAGAGAAUCACCACAACCAAGAAAGGAUCCAUCACCUCUGUGCAGGCUAUCUAUGUGCCCGCCGAUGAUUUGACUGACCCUGCCCCCGCCACCACCUUCGCCCACUUGGAUGCCACCACUGUGUUGUCCCGCGCCAUCGCUGAGCUGGGUAUCUACCCCGCCGUGGAUCCCCUGGACUCCAGCUCCCGUAUCAUGGACCCCAACAUCGUGGGAGCUGAACACUACGACGUGGCUCGUGGUGUCCAGAAGAUCCUUCAGGAUUACAAGUCUCUGCAGGAUAUCAUUGCUAUCCUGGGUAUGGAUGAGUUGUCUGAGGAGGACAAGCUGACUGUGGCCCGUGCCCGCAAGAUCCAGAGAUUCCUGUCCCAGCCUUUCCAGGUGGCCGAGGUGUUCACUGGACACUUGGGCAAACUGGUGCCCCUGAAAGACACCAUCAAGGGCUUCAAGAGCAUCCUGGGAGGUGAGUACGAUACCUUGCCCGAGCAGGCUUUCUACAUGGUGGGCCCAAUCGAGGAGGUGGUCCAGAAGGCAGAGAAACUGGCCAAGGAGCACUCGUGAGCGGGUUGUCGUUUAGGAACUAUAAACGUCAGGGAGGGGUUAAAAAGAGGUGGAUCAAGGGAGGAGCACUUGGUUUGUAAAACAAAUGUCACAUUCGACUCAAGCAAACAUUGUACCAUUGUGUUGUCAGUCAUUCUGAUGGAAAAAAAAAAGUUCUAUUUAAAUGUUUCCAAUUAAAUGAAGAUGGAAAUAAAGCUCUGUCUUACCAUA
This is a messenger RNA of Chanos chanos (milkfish), 1780 nucleotides long. RefSeq names its product ATP synthase F1 subunit beta (gene atp5f1b). The transcript has 10 exons. Gene Ontology annotation, molecular function: ATP hydrolysis activity; proton-transporting ATP synthase activity, rotational mechanism; ATP binding. The record is from RefSeq and is a predicted model, not a curated record. The coding region runs from base 14 to 1570 and encodes 518 amino acids. Gene Ontology annotation, biological process: proton motive force-driven mitochondrial ATP synthesis; proton transmembrane transport. Gene Ontology annotation, cellular component: proton-transporting ATP synthase complex. NCBI's taxonomy places the organism in Eukaryota, Metazoa, Chordata, Actinopteri, Gonorynchiformes, Chanidae.